CAACGUUCUCCCUCCCCCUCACCCUCUACCUUUGCCCCUGCCUAGCACUGUGCUCCCAUCACGAGCGGCCAGACCUCCCCAGCAUGAUGUCAGGCAUCAGGGGAGUGCUACAGAAAAUCCUGAUCCUUCUGCAGGUUACUCUGACUGUUGUUGUGGGCAAAACACUGAUGAUACUGUUCCCCAACGCCAUGAAAAGAUAUAUCCUAAAGAUGGGAGAAAAGAGCAGAAUGAACCAGAAUCCAAAGUUCAGCUACGAAAACUGGGGCCCAACUUUCUUCAGCUUCAAGUAUUUGCAGUUUGUGCUGAAGGUGAAGUGGAAGAGGCUGGAGGAUGAAGCCUACGAAGGACAUCCUGCUCCCAACACUCACGUGGUGACCCUCGGUGGGGAAGUUUGUCACCUCCUGGAUUUCAUGAAAGAUAACCGACCUUUAAUCCUGAACUUUGGAAGUUGCACCUGACCUUCAUUUAUGCUAAAAUUUGAUGAGUUCAACAAGCUCAUCAAAGAUUUCAGCUCAAUAGCAGAUUUCCUUAUCAUCUACAUUGAGGAAGCUCAUGCCAUAGAUGGAUGGGCUUUUAAAAACAAUGUCAUUAUUAAAAAUCACAGAAGCCUUGAAGAUCGAAAAAUUGCAGCACAAUUUCUUCAGAAAAGUCACCCUUUAUGUCCAGUGGUUUUAGACACUAUGGAAAACCUGAGCAGUUCAAAAUAUGCUGCGCUGCCAGAGCGACUCUACGUGCUUCAAGGAGGGAAGGUCAUCUACAAGGGAGGAGUGGGGCCUUGGAAUUACCACCCCCAGGAAAUACGUGCCAUCCUAGAAAAACUGAAAUAAAAAAGAAGACUUCGAAGCAAAAACUAUUUGGACAGAGAAGUUCAAAAAUAAUUUAUCACAGAUCUACAUCUAAGGAACAAAAAACAGAAUUUAAAAACAGCCAUAGAGACAAGAAGAAGAAUGUUGUAUAUGCAAGUAUAUGCAUUGUUGUAUAUGCAAGGAGCACCUGGAAUGAGGUUUAUUAUGUUUGCCCAGAAACUUUCAGGUAUCAUCCCUACAACACCAACUUCUGUUCUGCAGUAAAUUACUACUCUUAUACCAAAUUCAGUAAUGUGGGAGCUGAGUCCAUUGAGCUCUGGAUACCAACAUUUAUAUUUGUUAUAAAUAUCCUGCAAGAUAAACUUCAGGGUGGUGACAUUUCCAAGAGUCCACUAGCAUGCAAAGCAACUGAUUUCACAUUACUAUACACAUUGCAUUUGUAUAUAUAAAAUGUUCCCUUUCACUGACUUCAGGAGGCUUCUGAGCAAGACAAUCUCUAUCAGCAUCUGUUUCUAUGAGUAUUUGUUAUGAUGGUCCCAGCCUAAAGCACUGGUGGCUGUGACCUGAUUCUAGAGAAUAUUUAUAGAAACAAGGGACUGAUGUAUAAUUAUUAAAAGCCUAUCAAAACA
Molecule: messenger RNA, 1435 nt
Organism: Lonchura striata (white-rumped munia)
Lineage: Eukaryota; Metazoa; Chordata; Aves; Passeriformes; Estrildidae
Gene: DIO1
Product: iodothyronine deiodinase 1
Biological process (GO): thyroid hormone metabolic process
Molecular function (GO): thyroxine 5'-deiodinase activity
Source: RefSeq, a predicted model, not a curated record